ACCAGCUGCCAAUACACACAGAAUGACGCGUUUUUGUAUCCGUACAUACACCCACUUACCUCAGCUACAACCUUCCGGAGUAAAAUUAUUCGUUUGUUUAACUGAACAAAAACGUUAAUUCAGUUGUUGACAGUUGUUUUACACAUUCCGGUGCAUGAGCAGAUUGCGCACUGACCCUCUGUGAAAUUCGCUAUUCGCUGUGUUUAUCUUUUACGGGUAGUUAAUCUCUGUAGGGAUACGUAGUGCACCGCUGGUUAUGGCGGCGGUGAGUCUUGCGGGACCAUGAGAUGUCCGUAUUCACUGUUAUUCCGGUACUGGAUUGUGUAAAGAGACAGUGACAAUGGCUGGUGUUUUUGAUAUCGACCUGGAGGACAACGUGUCAGACGAGGAGCUCGCUGACGGGGCCAGGGGCAAUGAAUGCCUGGACCAGUGCAGUGGCUUUGAAUUUAUGGAAGACUGCGAGAAGUUCGAAAUCUCCGAGAACAGUGUGAAUCCAGGCACAGAGCAGAUUCGUCCAGAAUGUUUUGAGUUGCUUCGUGUUUUGGGUAAAGGAGGAUAUGGGAAGGUUUUUCAAGUUCGCAAGGUAACUGGGGCAGAUUCUGGGAAGAUAUUUGCCAUGAAGGUCUUGAAAAAGGCCAUGAUUGCUCGCAAUGCAAAGGACACCGCUCAUACUAAAGCAGAGAGGAGCAUCCUAGAGGAAGUUAAGCAUCCCUUCAUUGUGGACCUCAUAUACGCCUUUCAGACAGGAGGCAAACUUUACCUCAUCCUGGAGUACCUAAGCGGUGGAGAGCUGUUCAUGCAGCUGGAGAGGGAGGGGAUCUUUUUGGAGGACACAGCCUGCUUUUACCUGGCAGAGAUUUCCAUGGCCUUGGGUCAUCUUCAUCAGAAAGGCAUUAUUUACAGAGAUCUGAAGCCAGAGAACAUCAUGCUCCGUAACAAUGGUCACGUGAAGCUGACAGACUUUGGACUCUGUAAGGAGUCGAUCCACGACGGUACCGUCACACACAACUUCUGCGGAACCAUAGAGUACAUGGCACCAGAAAUCCUCAUGAGAAGCGGCCAUAACCGAGCUGUGGAUUGGUGGAGUCUGGGAGCCCUGAUGUAUGACAUGCUAACAGGAGCUCCGCCAUUCACCGCAGAGAAUCGGAAAAAAACCAUAGACAAAAUCCUAAAGUGCAAACUGAGCCUUCCACCUUACCUCACCCAAGAAGCACGGGACCUUCUAAAAAAGCUGCUGAGAAGAAAUGCAUCAACGAGGAUGGGAGCAGGUCCUAGAGAUGUUUUAGAUGUCCAGGCCCACUCCUUCUUCAGACACAUGAACUGGGAUGAUCUGCUGGCUUUUAAAGUUGAACCUCCCUUUAAGCCUUUUUUGCAAUCAGCAGAUGACGUUAGCCAGUUUGACUCCAAGUUCACUAGUCAGACUCCUGUGGACAGUCCCGACGACUCGACGCUCAGCGAAAGCGCCAACCAAGUCUUCCUGGGCUUUACGUACAUCGCUCCAUCUGUGCUCGAAAACAUCAAGGAGAAGUUCACUUUUGAACCAAAAUACCGUUCACCUCGCAAGCUUCUGGGAAGCCCAAGAACACCAGUGAGCCCUAUGAAGGGUGAAGGGGAAGACGGUUGGUCUCGGGGCCCACCCUUCCCAGAAGUGCCCACAACCACCGCCUCUCUCCUGCCUCCCACCGAUGCACCCAUGGAGGUGUCUAAUGUUGAGCAGAUGGACAAUUGCAGCAACAUGGAGGUGUCGGCCCCUCUCACCAUCAAAAAACCGCUGGGAUCCAACACUGGGUCCUUCAUGAAACCAGCUUACCCAGCGGGCGGCAGGAGACCCAAGAAUCUGAGGAUGAACCAUUGAUGAGUGCCUUAAGUUUUGUACUUCAGGGAUUUACCCCAAAGGCCUUUCUGCACCAGUUUCUGUCACUUAAACACUUGGAGCAUUAGUGUACAUCACACAAGCAUGCAGAGCUUGUCCUCUCUCUUCUCUGAAACAGAGAGACCACCUUACAAUUUACGUGACUCUGAGCAUGAAUUUCACAGAUUGUAUUCUAUAUGCCAUGCUCAUGCAAAACAUGAGGGAGAAUUCAUAGUAUCUUCUGUUGUAUAUUUGAAGUUGAGUUUGAGUCACUUAACUGUAUGAGGUUGGGAUAGCUAUAGUAUUAACAGUAUUUAAAUGAAUAGUUCACCCAAGAAAUAUCAAUUCUGUCAUGUACUCAACCUUAUGUCAUUCCAAACCUGUAUAACUUGCUUCCUUUUUUCUGUCAAACACAAAAUAUGAUUUUUUUUUUUUUUUUUUUUUUUUUUUUAAGUCCGAUUGACUUAUGUGGACAAAAACAAUUGAAUUAUGCUUCAAAAUGUCUUCUGUUGUGUUUCACAGAAAGUCAUCCAGGUUUGAAACAGCAUGAGGGUAAAUAAUGACAGAAUAUUAAUUGUUGGGUGGAUUGUCUUUUUAAAAUGGUGAGAGAAGAUUAAGGUCUACAUUCUUGAGGAAUCUGUCUGAUUUAUGAAAUAUUUGAUUCCUAAUUCAUAGUUGUUAGGACUCAUAGAAUCACUGGUGUAGGGCACCUGGAGAUCUACAGUCGUUUUAGUGAAACCUACCAACGAUAAACUAUGAAGUAAAAAAUAUAAGCUGAUUUUUUUUUUCAUGUUAAUUCAUUUGCUGUAUAUUCAUGAGACAGUAUUAGAUUACUUCAAGAAAUGAUUCUCUUAUUUUGGUUUGGUCUUGAUUACAUGUAAUAUUCAUACAUUAAGGUAUGUAUCUACCUGUGUUCUGGGCAUCAAAUCAAGC
Molecule: messenger RNA, 2785 nt
Organism: Carassius carassius (crucian carp)
Lineage: Eukaryota; Metazoa; Chordata; Actinopteri; Cypriniformes; Cyprinidae
Product: ribosomal protein S6 kinase beta-1-like
Exons: 15
Coding region: 341-1855 (504 amino acids)
Biological process (GO): signal transduction; protein phosphorylation
Molecular function (GO): ATP binding; protein serine/threonine kinase activity
Source: RefSeq, a predicted model, not a curated record